Messenger RNA from Schistosoma intercalatum, 2416 nucleotides. The record is from the annotation of a GenBank genome assembly. NCBI's taxonomy places the organism in Eukaryota, Metazoa, Platyhelminthes, Trematoda, Strigeidida, Schistosomatidae.
AUUAGGCACUUGCCCCGCUAACCAAGUGUAAAGUGUAGAUGCGCGCUAUUUAGUUAAUCGUGUCAAGUCAGACGGCUGCGUCAUAUUUAGGUGUUGUCGAUCUCUUUGGUUAAAAAGUUUUAAUAUCAGAAAUGAGUGUCAGUCUUGCUGAAAGUGAUCCUGAAAUUAUGGCAUUAUGCAGGGAGGAAAAAGAACGUCAGAAACUUGGGUUGGAGUUAAUAGCUUCAGAGAAUUUCACAAGCAAAGCUGUCCUGCAAGCCUUGUCGUCUUCGUUUCACAACAAAUAUUCUGAAGGUCAAGUUGGUGCUAGAUAUUACGGUGGUACCGAAAUCGUAGACAAAAUGGAAGCUUUGUGCAAGAAACGUGCUCUCGCCUUAUUUGGUCUUGAUGAGUCUGAAUGGGGUGUUAAUGUUCAACCCUAUAGUGGAUCACCGGCUAAUUUCGCCAUAUAUACGGGGUUGGUCGGUCUUCAUGGUCGUAUUAUGGGAUUGGACUUGCCAGAUGGUGGACAUCUUACUCAUGGAUACCAAGCUGCAUCUGGUCGAAAGGUUUCUGCCACAUCGUUGUUCUUCGAGUCUGUUCCUUACAAAGUUGACCCUAAGACUGGAUGGAUAGAUUAUGAACGAUUGGAGAUUGUAGCAAGAUCUUUUCGUCCUAAAUUGAUUGUUGCAGGAACUUCAGCAUAUGCUCGUCACUUGGAUUAUCCGAGAUUUCGACAAAUUGCAGAUUCAGUUUCAGCUGUGUUACUUGCUGAUAUGUCUCAUAUUGGUGGUCUGGUUGCUGCAGGUCUUCACCCUUCUCCUUUCAAGUAUGCUGAUGUAGUGAUGACCACUACUCAUAAAACAAUUCGUGGACCGCGAGCUGCGAUGAUAUUCUAUAGAAAAAUGGCCAGAUCAAAAGAAAAUGGUGUUGAAAAUGGAUGUCACACUGAUCCUACUUCAACAGACUUUGAACGUCGUAUUAAUGAAGCAGUCUUUCCAGGUUUACAGGGUGGUCCUCACAAUAACACUAUUGCAGCUAUAGCUGUUUGUUUAAAAGAAGCUGCGUCAUCUGAAUACAAAGUUUACCAAGAGCAAGUUCUCAAAAAUAUGAAACAACUUUGCAAAUCAUUAAAAGCUUAUGGUUAUGAGCUUGUGACUGGAGGUAGUGAUACACACUUAUGCUUGAUGGAUCUUCGCCCAUUAAAAAUAGAUGGUGCUCGAGCUGAGAAAGUUUUAGAAUUAGUUCGUAUCUAUGCAAACAAGAACACUUGUCCUGGUGAUGUUAGUGCUUUGAGGUGCAUUUAUUCCUAUACAUCUGUUUGAAGUAAAGCAAUGGUUUGGUAGGUAAAAACAUUCAACUCCCAAUUAAUAGAUCUCAGGUUUGAACCUUGAACCACUAAUUUAAUUCUUAGUAACCGGCUGGUUUCACUGAUCGGCACACUCGUUCGAAGUUGAGUGCAUUAACCUGCGCUUAUCAUACAAGUUAUAUCAAAUUUUACUUAAUAUCUGUUCCCAUGUGCCCAUUUAAACCAAAAUGAGAUUGUACUUUUCAACUUGAAAUUUACUAGAAACAGUAUACGAGAUCAUUAGUUUACCAUACCAUAGUAGGUCUACUUCAACCUAUUAAACUGAAUAGCAUUUUCGUACUAAUACAACAGAUGUGAUGGAGAUUUAUUUGGACAGUUGAUGGUUACAUUUAUUCAUAAAUGGAACUUAUUCACUUGCAGUUGUAAUCUGUUAGACGUGGCAUGAUAAAAAUUAUAUUAAAUCUUAAUAUAUGGAACAAAUUCAGCAGUUGUUGUAACAAUAAUAUUAUAAACACUAAAGGCAACUACUUUGUGAAUAAUUAAUGAGUGUAGUGUGAGUCUCAUUCAUUUCAUUUUUCUGAAGGUCGCUUCAGAUUCGCAUUGGGAACACCUAAAUUAAACUAAAUUUUCAGGAACUAAAACAGUUUCUUAAUAUUUUUUAAGUUAUAAGAUGAUAUUUGCUUACUAGAUGCUGGAUAGAGUAAUGGUUUGUAAUUCCACGUUUUUUCCUACUUAAUUUAGACCUGGUGGCUUACGCUUUGGAAGUGCUGCGUUAACAUCACGAAAUUUUCAUGAAGAAGAUUUCGCUAAAGUUUCAGAAUUCAUACAUGUCGGAAUUCAAAUAGCUGUUAAAGCUAAUGAACUUGCUAACAGCAAACUAUUAAAGGAUUACGAAGUUGUUGUUGAAACAAAUGUUGAAGUACGUUCAAUGAUUGAAAAGUUGAGGCUUGAAAUUGAGGAAUUUGCUUCAAAAUACCCUCUACCUGGACUAGAUUUUUAGAAAUUAUGAAAUGUACUAGGUUUUGAUAUUUUUUAAUAACUAAAUUUUAUGAUGUAUAAAGUAUUGUCGUCCUAAUUUUGGUGAGACAAUCAUACAAAUUUUUUUAUAAUAUUAGCUCAGCGCAUCCA